GUGGCAAUGUUCACGUACAAUUCAAAGGAGCCUGGAGAUCUGUCGUUUGUACAGGGCGAUGUUUUUCCGGCCCAGAAAACAGAUGAUGACUGGUGGACUGGAACAAUAAAUGGAGUCACAGGCAUCUUUCCUGCCUCCUACGUUCAAGAGAUGGAGACCAUGAACCAAACCACCCCGCCCAGACAAAGCACCACUGGUGAGAUUGAUGACAAGGUGGCCUCAGUCAUAGCGGCCUACCCGGCGACGGGGCCCGAGCAGCUGACGUUACAACCUGGUCAGUUGAUCCACGUUCGCAAGAAGAGUCCCAGUGGAUGGUGGGAGGGGGAGCUGCAGGCUAAAGGUCAGAAGCGUAAAGUUGGUUGGUUCCCAGCAAAUUAUGUCAAACUGCUCGGCGCUGGUUCAAGUCAACAAAUAUCUCCUGUCAAUGCCUCUGCUGUUUCCUCUUCUUCUGCGGUUGGAUCCGUGGUGGCCAUGUACAACUACCAAGGUCAGGCUGACGAUGACCUCUCAUUUGAGGAGGGUAACGUCAUCAACUUGAUCGAAAAGACGAAUUCUGAUUGGUGGAAGGGAGAGUUAAAUGGAGCUGUAGGCAUCUUUCCAGCCAAUUACGUUGCAAUAAUUUCCAAUUCUGGAAAAAAUGCUCUCAACUAA
This is a messenger RNA of Helobdella robusta, 651 nucleotides long. RefSeq lists its product as hypothetical. NCBI's taxonomy places the organism in Eukaryota, Metazoa, Annelida, Clitellata, Rhynchobdellida, Glossiphoniidae. Gene Ontology annotation, molecular function: protein binding. The transcript has 5 exons. The annotation marks the transcript as partial. The record is from RefSeq and is a predicted model, not a curated record.